GUCUCUGGGCCCAUAUGAUUCAAGGGAUUUUCGAUUGAGAAAUGGAAUGCUUAGUAAUCUUUAUGUGAGGAUUGCAGUUCAUAGGAUUUCUACCUAGGACUCCUUGCGCACUACAUCCAAUUUCGAUUGACCCGAAACACUCGGAAAGGGGUAUCCUUUCUCUUGUCUACGGCGCAAAUCGAAUCAAACGAACUCCCCCAGAUGUUGGGAAGAUCUCGCGUUUUUAUUUAUUGGUGAUGUAUCUCUCCAUAGACGAUUUGGUUCGCACGCGAGGUUAUUUUGGUUUCUUCGAUCGAAAAAAUGCCCCCCGUUCCUCAGUUGUCACACCUAAGAGGGGAUUCAGUGUGUCCCAGACCCUAGAAUUGGAUCGGCUUCGGCCUGUGCUGAUUUCAGAAUAUAGCACUCACCGGAUUUCAUGUUCCAUCGUCUCGUUAGCUCCUCAGUCUGUUUCUUGUACUAUGUGAUCAGCUCACUGGUCCUUGUCUGCAUUUUCACGCAUAGGUCAUGAAUGGAUUACGCCAAAUACUCUGCUGCAAUACUUUGUCAAAGUAUUGAUCUGUAUAGGUGAAUUCACAACACCAUUUUUUUCUUUUUCCGGGAGGAGGAUAAACCCCAGCCUCUGGUGAAUUCACAACUGAAAGAUUGAAUAUUGAUUGUUCGCAGCACAAACUGAAUGCCUUCUUCAUAGGACACUCUCAUGUGUAUCUUUUCUUUAUGGUCCAUUCAAUCCUUUUUUAAUUCUUAUACUUGAUGCAUUCUGGACCGUAGAGUUGAAUGGGGCUGUGCUGAUUUUGCCUUCGUUUUCAAUCGUGCAUGAUCUUGUUUCAUAUGUCAUUCAUGACGACAUGUUGACACUCUUGUGAUCAGAAUUCAGGCAUAUAGCAUAAGGAACUGUACGGUUUUAGUUUGUGUUACACUGGUCCACCCAUAUGGUCCAAAAUUCUUACUUCUCUGGCACUUCACCUCAUGCAUUUGAGCAGUUAAUUUCGGUCGCAAAGUAUCUUUGUUUAUCAAUUUGAUGCAUGCACCGCCAAGCUGUACUACAGUAGUGUCUUUUUUGGUUAAUCUUAUUCCAGGUGACAAAAUGGGCAAACCUGUUUAAUCUGAUCACCUUUUCAGAUUUACCAAUCUGAUCAGUGUCGUCCCAUAAAUGCCCUCUUAUUCUUAAUGUGUUCUAGUUCCCAGAGAAAUUUUCUUCCGGACCUCUGAAUGUUCACACUUAAGUUUGUUAGGCAUCCCCAUAACCGAUGUUUCUAAUUGUACUGAUGUAUACUCUUCUGGCGUUAGCUUGAUGUCUUGUUGUGACCGGAGAACGGAGGUUGAGGGGGGUUUGUUCAAUAAUAAACAAAUGGACUGGACUAGCGAUAACGAUGAUAGUGAUAAGUUUGAGUGGGAAAGUGAUGGUGAGGCUGAACCCUCAUCGGCUCCGGCCUUCAGGAACUUGGAUGCCGCUGGUCCUUCCACGCUGGAUUCUAAUGGGUGGGCCAACGAGGAAGCACCACCCACUUCGUUAGUCGAGGGAUAUGUGUUAAUGGGUUUCCCGAAAGAGAUGGUCUUGAAGGGAAUUAAGGAGAUUGGGCACAGUGAUGCAAAUGCGUUGCUGGAACUACUUCUCACAUACAAGACACUGGGUGAUGACGCUGCAGCGGGUAAUUGCUCUACUUCUGGCUGCUUCCCCCAGAGUGUUGAAGAUGAUGAUGAUUUUGAUUUUGAAAACUGGGAUGGAGACAAUGAUGCUGAUGGGAGAGAGCCCAACCCUGAUAGUUCUGGUGAUGAGGAUUUCCUAAGAGAGAUGUCAGAGAAGGACAACAAGAUCAAGUCCUUAGUAGACAUGGGCUUUCCUGAAGAUGAAGCAAAUAUGGCUAUUACCAGAUGUGGUGUGGAUGCCGCUCUCACUGUAUUAGCUGAUUCAGUCUAUGCAUCACAGGCUGCAGGAGAUUGUCAUUAUGGGAACUUGUCUGACUAUGAGGUUACUGGUAGCUGCUUUGAUUCUUUGGGAGGGAGAAAGAGAGCAAGAUUGAUGGAAGGGAGCAAGAAAAAGCGGAAGCGGUAUGGAGGUGCAGCACAAGGAAAUCGACGGCCCUUGGAUGGUAGCCAUGAAGAACCAAUGCCUCUCCCAAAUCCAAUGGUUGGAUUUAACCUGCCUAAUGAUAGGCUACGAUCAGUGACCAGACGGCUUCCUCAACAAGCUAUUGGGCCACCUUUCUUCUACUAUGAAAAUGUGGCACUAGCUCCAAAAGGUGUAUGGGCGACAAUUUCAAGAUUCCUGUAUGACAUUGAGCCAGAGUUUGUGGAUUCUAAGCACUUGUGUGCAGCUGCUAGAAAAAGAGGCUAUAUCCAUAAUUUGCCAAUUGAGAACAGAUUUCCUCUCCUGCCUCUCCCUCCAAAGACAAUAUUUGAGGCUUUUCCUCAUUACAAGAAGUGGUGGCCUUCUUGGGACCCGAGAAGGCAACUCAAUUGUUUGCAGACAAGCAUGUCAAGUGCGAAAUUGACAGAAAGAAUCCAAUGUGCUCUUGCAAGCUCAGGCAAUCCACCACCUAAAAGUGUUCAAAAGUAUGUCAUGGAUGAGUGCAGAAAAUGGAAUCUUGUCUGGGUUGGGAAGAACAAAGUUGCUCAUUUGGAACCGGAUGAGGUAGAAUACCUGCUUGGUUUUCCAAGGGACCACACAAGGGGAGUUGGCAAAACAGAGAGGUUCAAAUCUCUUGGCAAUUCGUUCCAAGUAGAUACCGUUGCUUAUCACCUGUCAGUGCUGAAGGACAUGUAUCCCAAUGGUGUUAAUGUGCUAUCUUUAUUCACUGGUAUUGGAGGAGGAGAGGUAGCACUGCACAGGCUUGGGAUCCACAUGAGGACUGUAGUUUCUGUUGAGAUAGGCGAAGUUAAUAGGAGGAUUUUGAGGGGUUGGUGGGAUCAGACUCAAACUGGCACAUUAAUUGAGAUUGCUGACGUGAAAUCUCUUACUGACGAUAGAAUUGCAACGUUUGUUAGAAGAUUUGGCGGCUUUGACUUGGUGAUUGGGGGCAGCCCAUGUAACAACCUUGCCGGCAGCAACAGGCACCACCGUGAUGGCUUGGAGGGCGAGCAAUCUGCUUUGUUCUACCACUACUUCAGAAUCGUGGAUGCUGUAAAGUCGGCUAUGGGGCGAAUGUAGCCUAAUCAUUUUAGUUAAUGUUUUAUCAUUUCAUGCUUAUCUCUAGGAUCCACAACUUCAUCUAUGUUAAACAUUGUGUUGAUGUGAAGGAUGUUUGUUUCUGAGAAACAUUGCAUUAGUCUUUAGCUA
Messenger RNA from Triticum aestivum (bread wheat), 3277 nucleotides. RefSeq names its product DNA (cytosine-5)-methyltransferase DRM2. The transcript is spliced from 8 exons. NCBI's taxonomy places the organism in Eukaryota, Viridiplantae, Streptophyta, Magnoliopsida, Poales, Poaceae. Gene Ontology annotation, cellular component: nucleus. Gene Ontology annotation, molecular function: DNA (cytosine-5-)-methyltransferase activity; protein binding. The coding region runs from base 1292 to 3148 and encodes 618 amino acids. The record is from RefSeq and is a predicted model, not a curated record.